Messenger RNA from Sclerotinia sclerotiorum 1980 UF-70, 171 nucleotides. RefSeq lists its product with no specific name. The record is from RefSeq and is a predicted model, not a curated record. NCBI's taxonomy places the organism in Eukaryota, Fungi, Ascomycota, Leotiomycetes, Helotiales, Sclerotiniaceae. The transcript is spliced from 3 exons. The coding region runs from base 1 to 171 and encodes 56 amino acids.
AUGACAGUGAGAUAUUGGCUUGGGAGUAUUCGAUAUGGGAAUUUCCCAGGUAUUCCAACUAGUUAUCAACCUCACGAGGGCCUUUUACACAGACAAUUCAAGUGCCAAACAUCUGAAGACUUUCUCGACGCCUUCUCUGUUGAAGGGAACCGUAUACUCACUACUGAGUAA